This is a messenger RNA of Helobdella robusta, 663 nucleotides long. RefSeq lists its product as hypothetical. Gene Ontology annotation, molecular function: signaling receptor activity. NCBI's taxonomy places the organism in Eukaryota, Metazoa, Annelida, Clitellata, Rhynchobdellida, Glossiphoniidae. The record is from RefSeq and is a predicted model, not a curated record. The transcript is spliced from 4 exons. Bases 1 to 663 code for a protein of 220 amino acids.
AUGUCAGAAAGAGUAAUUGCACCGAGAAGUUUAAUCUUAAAAGAGGACGUAUUUUAUAAUUUUAAUUUAGUUCCACUGCUGGUUCUGAGUUUGACAUGUGCGUUUGGUGCAAUCGGUAGGAGCUUAGCGAUUGCAUAUGAACGUAAAUGCGAAUUAGUGAACGAGAAAAUAAUUUUCAUAGUGAUAGGAGAGUGUCCCAAUCCUGAUUGGCUGGGAUACAGCGGAUCCUGCUACUAUUUCUCAAUGGUGCAUCAGGAUUUUAAUGAUGCUCUCAACUCUUGCUUGGGUAUGGGCAGUUUGCUGGCCAGCGUCGGAUCCCAGGAAGAAAAUGAUUUUCUCCAAAACAAAUAUUUGAAUAUAAAUUUAUGCACCAACACAUUACCAAGCUCAGCAACAACGUCCCAGGAUUACUGGAUCGGCAUGUACAGACUGCAAUGCUUUCUGAAUCAAAACAACUACAACUACUGGCUCGAUGGCACUGAAAUCAAAUACCAAAAUUGGAAUUUAAUACUCGAUGAACCAAACGAAGAUACUUGUUGCACUAGGCUGUCGUUUCCAGAUUGGAAAUGGAAAGACAAAUAUUGCAACUCCACUUACACUUUCAUCUGCGAGAGAACAUCUUCAGUUGAUCGUGAGUUGCCAGCUUAUGGAUUUGAAUGUUAA